AUGAUCUCCGAUGCCGAGUUUUGGAUGGAGACGCGCCGCAGCAUGAACGGCGGGGACACCAUUUUCAAGAGCAUGCUCGCCUUAAUUCACGCGAGACAAAGUACCCUCGACGCGCACUCCACCACAACGGAUAAGGAGGAGUAUAAGCUGACAUCGUGGGGGCGGAAGCACCGCGAUGAGGCCAGCGGACGCGUCUACGGCAACGAAGAAAAGAGAGAAAUGGAGCAGUCGGCUCGGCAGAAGGAAGCGGUGCUGAGAGACUCCGGUAAGCCUCUGGAGGCGAACAAGGCUUUCAGCGUUGUGGAAAACUCGCCGGAUACACAGCAGUACGGCGUUGCCUCCAGCACGUUGCGUGUGCUUCAGCAGGUCAUGAUGUUUGCUGUCCCGAUUUACGCUCUGCGCUACAACAUCCCCGCCAUGUCCAUGAGCUGGAACACGAGCUGCUUUAUUGAUCGGCAGACGAAGCAGCUCAUCACCUUUGGUGCGGGGCACGGCGUGAAGGUGCCACAGCACCUCCGCGGUCGCGGCUGCGUCGCCGGCGAUGGCUUCUUCGCGAUUUUGUCGAGCCAAGAUGAGGUGUGGGCGUCGGGAGGUUUGAAGGUGUCGAGCUCGUCUGUGGACGGCCCUACCGCCUUGGGCAUUGAAGAUGCGAUGACCGGCAUUGCCGGCAAGACGCUGAUGCUGGUCGGGCACGGACAGCGGCUCGCCAUCGUUACGCGCGCGUUCACCGUGCGGCCACUCUCUGCGCUGUCGAACCCAACUCGCUCCAUCAUUCCAGCUCGCCACGUCCGAUUCUUGGACCUGGGCUACGGCGAGGAUUACUACAUGGUGGGCACCGACUCCAUCGUCUACAAAACGACGGCGUCAAAGCGGGCGGUCAGCACGCCUCGCCGCGUCAUGACGCUCUGCCGCACACCGGUGUCCCGCGUGGCGAGCGGGACGGGCUUUCUGCUCAUCAUCGACCAAAACGGCCACCUCUACACCUUCGGGCGCAACAAGAAAGGCCAACUCGGCAACGGCGAAAUUCAAGACGCGCGCCGCAAGCCGUGCUUCGUGGAGGAGCUGUCGCACCACUUCAUUGUCCAGGUCGCCGCGGGUGACUGCCACUCGCUCGCGUUAGCGAGCAACGGCAGGGUUUACGGUGCGGGGAGCAGCGAGAGCGGCCAGCUGGGGCUGGGCCGCGAUGUGAAGCAGGUGGCGAAGUUCACGCCGAUUCCGUUGGGCAACGGCGAUCUGCGCUGCAUCGGCAUUGCGGCCGGCCCGGCGGGCAGCAUGUUCUACUGCGACAACGGCCUUGUCUUCACGUGCGGAUUGAACGACAGCAUGCAACUCGGCUUGGAUACGACGGAGAAGGUGGUGUGUGAGCCGACACCCGUGGCGGUGCUGGCGGAUGGUGUAGAGUCGUACACGAUGGACUUCGGUGGUUUCCGCCGCCCGGAGGGAGAGGAGCCGACGCCGUCGGCUGACCCGAGCACGGAUCGAAGUGGCGCGGGGCCGUCCCGAAGCGCAAACAGCGCCAACCUGAGCGGCUUCGGCAUGCGUGCGAGGAACCCGUCGGUGAGUCAGAACGCGACGGUGAUCAACAUAUCCGACUCCCCAGGCGCCAACAAGAAUACCGUGAAUGUGAGCGACGGCUUGACGAAGGCCGGUAGCAACAACGGGAGUGCGAACAACAACGCAGCGGGUGGCACCGACAGCGACGGCGGUGGUGCAAGGAGGGGAGGCAACGCCGGUGUUGGUUCUCUAAGAGUGGACGCAACUCUGGGGAACGAAAACCACCAACCGAUCGACGAUGCGGAUGAGGCUCCUGCUUUCCCAAAGCGCGGCGCAGGAAAUCCGCGGUUACGUCACAACGAGAACAUAGAUGGUCCAAAGAACGAGAAAGUAAAAGGGAAAUGCGGGUGUUGUGCGGUCAUGUAA
Messenger RNA from Leptomonas pyrrhocoris, 1920 nucleotides. RefSeq lists its product as hypothetical. The transcript has a single exon. The record is from RefSeq and is a predicted model, not a curated record. Bases 1 to 1920 code for a protein of 639 amino acids. Lineage: Eukaryota; Euglenozoa; Kinetoplastea; Trypanosomatida; Trypanosomatidae.